UCGUUGUUUGAGCAUUGAAUUACAGUUAAUUUUAUACGUGCUCUCUUUGAUAAAAAGUCGAGUAAUUUUUGAAGACAAAGUUUAAAUACAGUAUCUGAGAGACUAUCAUACAGAUUCAACUUACAACACACUUUUAACACCAAGAAUGAGUCGCAACGAACAGACGAAAGCCGAGUACGGACAGCAGGACACGAGGAGCGAGGCUGACACGACGGCGUCUAAGUCGGGCGAGGAUUACUCGGAGUCACUUCGGAAAUGUUCCAAUUGCGGGAAGAAGGAAACCACAAUACAUUGUGUGAUCACGGGUCAACUCGUCUGUAGAUCCUGCAGGGGUGACAACAUCCGGGACCUGAUGAAGGACCUGAAGAACAUGAAGGAGGAGUUGGAGGUCAAGUACCCCAAGUCUGUGCGGGAGAGGAUGGCAAAGAUCAACAAAGUCAACAAAGACCUAGACGAGAAACUCAAAAAGACCGAAAAGGAUGCAGCUGAAGCAUACCGCGAUCUGCGUAAGCUGGUGGAUGCGAGCGAGAAAGAGACUCUCCGAAAGAUCAAAGCAGCCCACAAGUUCAAGAAGGACGAACUCACCGCAGAAAUGAACAUCUACGAAGGCCACUUGAAGGAGAACCAACAAGCACUCGACAAGGUCUCGAAUGACUCAUGCCAUACGAUCCACUUUCCGGUGGGCAAAGUGAACGAUGGGGAGAUAGCGUCCUUGUGUCAGACUAAGAAGAUGUACGCAGACAUCAUCGACAAUCUCCACCAGCCAGAGGAGAGAGAGGAACCCACACGCACUUCACUCAAGGCCAAAUUUGACGAGGCGAAAGCAAAAGAAGGACUAGAUCAGUUCCCAGAAGUGGUCUCGGACGAAAACAAAGAGAAGAAGAAGAAAAAGAAGAAGUCGGAUAAAAACGAGGACGAGCAAGACGGCGAGCACCAGGGCGAUGACGGAGAUCAAACGCAGAGGUCAACUAAAAACAACAAUGCCAAAUAGACUAAACUAAUAAAGCAUCAAUAUGAAAAACUUUUUCGUCCGUUAGACAAGAACUUGUGAUCAAAAAUUAAAACUGAUGAAAAAGGAAAAGCAAAAGAACGAG
Messenger RNA from Symsagittifera roscoffensis, 1094 nucleotides. RefSeq names its product eukaryotic translation initiation factor 5B-like. The record is from RefSeq and is a predicted model, not a curated record. Bases 146 to 991 code for a protein of 281 amino acids. The transcript is spliced from 5 exons. Lineage: Eukaryota; Metazoa; Xenacoelomorpha; Acoela; Convolutidae.